GACGGGCCUCCCUUGCUUCGACCCAUCCCUCGCCGGCCCUUUGUCUUCGACCUCAAGUGUUCCACGCCGCCCCAGAGCCUCACGCCGCCUCAAGAUGACGAGAGCGACAGCGAAGAGCAGCGCCGAGAAGAAGAGAUCCAGCUCGCCCGCUUCCGCCGCGAAUUGAUCAACUCUGGCCUCCUCGGCUCGCGUCCCUCGCCGCCCGACUCGCCGCCCGCCCUCACCCAGUCACAGUCCACCGCAAACCUCAAUUCCUCGACAUUGGCGGGCAUAUACGACUGCGACGACCAAGACGACGUCUUCAAUGGCGUUGAGGACGGCGAGGAGCUGCACACGCCAUGGGGGACGGGAGCCGAGACGCCGGUCAAGCGACGAGAAAGCAUCAGCCAGGCCACCUACGAGCUGAUGCGCGAUCGAUCCAACCUCCCGCGCCGACGCAUGUCGUACAAGCCCGCCGAGGCGACUCCAGUGAAGCAGCCCGUGACACCUGCCGGGGCUGCCGUUUCGCUGGUGUCGCGUGCCGUGGUGCUGUUUGUGCUCGGUGCUGGAUACGGCGUGCUGGUCACGCACCUGCACCAGGAGCCGCAGCUACUCCAGCUGACCGAGGCCAGCAGCGCCGUCCCGCGAUACAACGGAUCAUAUCUUGCGCUGUGGGGCUUUGGGCUGACGGGUGUUGCGCUGGGCGCGCUGCAGCCGUGGUUUGACGGCCUGUGGGACGGCCUUUUUGGCGCCGACGAACAAGCCGUGGUCGAGCCCGCGGAACCCCUGUCAGAUACCACAAAAGCGACUGCGUCAGAGACGGACUGGGCGCUGGUGGUGCGAGCAGUCGGCGUCUUUGUUGGCGUCGCGUUUGCAGUACGUCGCCUUGCCUGGAGCUCCAGUAUGCAGCUCUCAGUGGCCGUGGCUCUGGCCAGCUUCGUGCUCUGGUGGCUCAUCGACCGAUCCGUCUCUGCCUUGAUUCUGUCUGCGGGCGUAGGGCUCGCCGGCUCCGUCCUCGUUUGGGGCGUCAAUCCGGACAUGAUUCCCGCGCCCGCUGCGCAAAACAUCAGCAGCAACGGCAUCCCGUCCAUGGCGUCUUACACGGAUCUGACGACGGCGCUCAACAGCAUUGCCAGCCACGAGACGAUUGAAGCGAGCAUCUGGAUCGUUAGCGUCUUGUUCUGCACCUGUCUUUGCUUUGGCAACAUUGGACGACGGCUGGCCAAGAGCAAGUCAAAAGGUCGCUGGGGCGGACUGUAA
This is a messenger RNA of Trichoderma atroviride IMI 206040, 1239 nucleotides long. RefSeq lists its product as uncharacterized. Lineage: Eukaryota; Fungi; Ascomycota; Sordariomycetes; Hypocreales; Hypocreaceae. Gene Ontology annotation, biological process: sterol biosynthetic process. The record is from RefSeq and is a predicted model, not a curated record. Gene Ontology annotation, cellular component: endoplasmic reticulum.